GAAACUUUUGUUGAAGUUAAACCAGAGAUUGUUUGGGAUCACAGACUUAUCCACUCGGAGAGAAGCUAUUUAUAUGAUGCUAAGAAUCAGCCUCUCAUCUUUGAGUGCCUUCCUGAUGUCACCAGCAACGGAAAAGGACAUUCGUAUAAUAUUGUGAGCAGAAAGCUCUCUGGCAGUCACAACAAUAUUUGGGAGUAUAUCUACUUUACUCAUCAUGGAGAACAGAGUUACAUAUUCCCAAACACAGGAAGAGGAAUCUGAGAAAGAGAAACGUAGAUUUCAAAUGGGAACGUCGACUCUGAAGAAAAGAUUUAGAACAAGUGCGGAAGAACUUGAUGAUAUACCGGUUUCAUCCAUAGACCUUUCAAUAUUCAGAGCUGAACAAACAUUGAGGGCGACAUCUGAUUACAGAUUAAAAUUGGACACCAGAGACUUCUCAUGCGAGACCAGAGGGCAAAAAAAAGCUGGGUUCACAAACAGCAUGGAGAAGUUGGAAAUGAAAGUGAUGCAGGCCUGCAGAUCAGCACGUGUGAGAGUAGAUCGGAAAGCCUUGCAUAAGAAAGCUGAAGAGAAAUCCAGACUGAACAAAGAGUUCCGAGAGCUCUGUGCGAGACGUGCACCUAUGUUUUGGAUACCACUCAGAGCGCACUGUGUGUGGGAGAGGAUGUCUGUCACACUGGCCUGUACUGUGUUGGGAACACCAAAACCAGCCAUACAGUGGUUUAAGAAUGGACAGCUUAUUGAACUUAGAUCAUCACCACCUGGGAAAUACCGAAUCCAUAACGAGUUUGGCAUGCUUACUUUGGAGAUACGCAGAUGCACCAUGGAGGAUUCGGCUGACUACAGCGUUGUGGCUACCAAUAAUUUUGGGCAGGCAACUUCUUUUGCUAAUGUGCUAGUAAAAGAAUACCAAGGGUUAAAAGCAGGCUGGGAUUCUGUUACCUAUCCAUCUUUGUUGCCAGACUAUGAAGGUGAAUUUACCAGUGUCUUGGAGCCAGUGUUUACCAGAGAGAAAGAAUCCUUUGUCCUGUCCUGUUCUGUUUCCUCCAGCCUUGAGAGACAUAAGCCGAGUGUCGAGUGGUAUAGAGAUGGAACAUUACUGCAAGAGUCAGAGGGCAAGAAGAUAAGCUGUGAGGCUUGUGAUGUCUCUUACAGUGGGCCUACUGCUUUCAAAGAAGAUGAAGGAUUCUAUACAGUCUGCGUGCCCGCUCCAUCUGGGCAUCAGGAACAAACUGCAUAUAUGUUUGUGAAAGAUGCGGAGCCAGAAAAUGCCGGGGUUCCUGGGUCUCCGCUCUGUGUGCAGUGCCAUGAUGUGCUGACAGACUGUCUAGUUUUAUCCUGGAUUCCCCCGAGUGAGGAGAGAGGAAGCCCUGUAUGUGGUUACUACAUUGAGAGGUUGGAUACGUCAACAGAUCAGUGGAUCAGGUACAAUGAAAUACCAUCAAAGAUCUGCAGACUUCCUAUAUCUGGUCUCAUUGUAGGAAACACUUACCAGUUCAGAGUAAGAGCCCUCAACCAAGCUGGCAUAAGUCACCCAUCAAAGCCUAGUAAGCCAGUCACCAUGAGAGAUUUAACUCGGGAGGAAAAAACAAUAGAAAUUCCAUAUGAUGAAGGAAGAAAGAUUAUACUCAACAAAGAUGAGCUAGUGGAAGAUGUCAAGAUUCCCACACCGCCAACAAAUGUUCAUGCUUCAGAGGUCAGCGAGGACUAUAUUGUACUUUGCUGGAAUGAACCUGAUCCAUAUGGCAAAGAGCCUUUGACAUACCACAUAGAAAAGUGCAUUGCAGGAAGCAACAGAUGGGAGAGGAUAAAAUUGGACACAACUAUCAAUUCACCAAGCCUUUCUCUUUUGGAUCUGGAUAAAGGCAAAUCUUACUGUUUCCGAGUACGAGCUGUGAACAAGUACGGAGUCAGUGAUCCAUCAGCACCAAGCGCACCUAUCUCUCUCAGAGCAACAUUAGCUGUGCCACCAGCUCCUGGAUACAUCUCAGCCCUCAGAGACACAAAGACGUCUGCAGUCGUGCAGUGGGGAAAGGUUGAGUAUACUCCUGAGAUCCUUGGGUAUUACGUGUACUGCCGCCUUUUAGGGGAGGAAGAUUGGCAGCCAGUAAACAGCAAGCCUCUGCAGUGUACAAGGUUUAAUGUCCCGAAGUUACAGACUGGGAAAGAUUAUGAAUUCUGUGUGAGAGCAGUAAAUGAAGCUGGGCUAAGUGAAAGGUCACCUGUAUCCGACCCCUUGAACAUAAACGAGGCCAUUUACUGUCCAUCUGCUCCUUAUGAUUUUGCCCUCUUGAGCUGUGGGAAAGAGGAAAUGACCAUUUGUUGGAAGGCUCCAAAGUGCACAGCAGGGAGAGAAGUACUUGGAUAUUUUCUUGAUCAGCAUGAUCCGUCAGAUGUUGCCUGGCGAGAGAUUAACAGUGAACCAAUCCCAGAGAGAGUAUAUAAGGUAACAGGUCUGACUGAUGGGCAUUUUUAUGAGUUUCGUGCUCGAGCCUUGAAUUCAGCUGGGGUUGGGAAAAUGUCAGAGCCAAGUGACCUGUUUAAGUGUGAGGAGUGGACAAUGCCUGAACCAGGGCCACCGUAUGAUGUCAGAUGCAGAGAGGUACGCAAUAACACACUGAUGCUACACUGGGAGUGCCCUGUGUAUACUGGGAACAGCUCUAUCACUGGUUACUUGGUAGAGGCAUGUGAGGAAGGCUCUACGGAGUGGAAGAGGAUUAUUGAGAAGCCAACACCUGAAACACAUAUGAGGAUCUCUGAUUUAGAAACAAAGAAAAGUUACCAGUUUCGUGUCCUUGCUGUAAACACAUCUGGAGCUGGAAUUCCAUCUCUGCCAUGUGAUCCUGUGGUUCCUGCAAGCAAGCCAGGCACAAAUGAAAUAGAGGUUGGUGUGGACGAUGAAGGAUUAAUUUACCUUUCUUUUGAGAAUCCAGAGCCAAUCGAUUCCCCACAGUUCCUCUGGUCCAAAGACUACAAGGGAGCUCCAGAUCCUGAUAAAACAGAUAUCUCCACAGAAGGAAAUAAGUCCAAGGUAAUCCUGACAAACCCAUCUAAUGAAGAUGCAGGCAUCUAUUCUGUGGAGGUCCCAAAUACAGAUGGUGUGUCCGCUAGUCACACACUAACAGAAGAGGAAUUAUCUGAUUUGCUCCGGAAAAGCCACGAUGUCCAACACCCAUUAAUACAGAGAAUAUCAGGCUGGAAUGUGGAAGUGUUGGAGACUGGGGAUGUGCACCUCUGGUUACAGGUGGAGAAACUGUCUCCUGCUGCAGAGUUAGAGAUGAUUCUUAAUGACAAAGUCAUCGAAAAUACACCAAAACGGAAAAUAAAGUUUGACAAAGAGAAUGGUCUCAUUGAAAUCAUUAAGGAAGACUUUGGAGAAGAAGAUAAAGGAACUUAUACUGCCAAAGUGGUAGAUGGAAAAGCAUCAAACCAAUUCACUGUUACUCUUACUGGAGAAGACUUUGAUAAAGUUCUUGAUGAGUCCAAUAAAAAACGAAAACAGUGGAAAAAGAAGAAUGGGCCCCAUUUUGUGGAGCAGUUGCAGUGGAAGGUUACAGAAGACUGUCAUGUUUUAAUAAUAUGCAAAGUGACAAAUACCAACAAAGAGACCACUCUUAAAUGGUCUUUUGACAGGAAACCACUUUCUAAUGUGCAAUAUGAUGAAGAAAGUGGAUCAGGAAAACUGGUAAUCAAAAAGUUCACAAAUGAAGAGAAAGGACAUUACAAAGCCAUGGUGAAGGACAGCAGAGGAGAUGACAUUAGUGACUUGGACCUUACCAAAGAAGGUUUUCAAGAUAUAAUGAAUGAAAUUUGUAGAAUAAGUGCUCUCUCUGCCUCCCCAUUGAAAUGUCAAGGUACAGCUGAAGGUAUAAAGAUCUACAGCGAUGUGAAGUAUUUCACGGAGAGUAUGAAUCCAGUGUGGCACCACAAAAAUCAGAAAUUGUCCAGUACAGAGAGGGUUAAAUCAGGAAGCACAGUAAAUCAAGUCUGGCUUAAAGUGAGCAAUCCUACUGAUUCUGACCGAGGCCUGUACACACUAGAACUGUUUGAUGGCAAGGACACUCAGAAACGGACCCUGGACCUGAGUGGUAAAGCAUUUGAUGAUGCAAUGGCAGAACAUCAGAAAUACAAGGAAGUUGCAGUGAUAGAGAAGAAUCGUGCUAAAGUGGUCCGAGGUCUUCCAGAUCUGGCGACAAUAAUGGAAGACAAGACCCUGUGUUUAACGUGUCACAUAUCUGGUGAUCCUGCUCCUGAAAUCUCCUGGGUAAAGAAUGAGAAGAAAGUGGUCUUCAAAGAUCGCUAUAAACUGGAUGUGAGGGGUACGGUUGUAACUAUGACCAUAGAGAAGAUCUGUUCUGAGGAUUCUGGGCGGUACAGCAUUACUGUGAAAAAUAAGUAUGGUUCAGAGAUUGGGCAAGUGACUGUAAGUGUAUUCAAGCAUGGUGAAGAACCUGAAGAGCUUAAGAAGACACUGGGCAGUACCCCAAAGCUGUAGAUGUCAUCUACAGUAAUGAAAGCAGCUGUUAAUCUGAAUAUUUUAUUUGGGAUAGUUUGUGACUUAGCAACUGCUAAUUAUCAAUAAAUAAAACAUGCUGUACAUGUC
Molecule: messenger RNA, 4603 nt
Organism: Pseudophryne corroboree (corroboree frog)
Lineage: Eukaryota; Metazoa; Chordata; Amphibia; Anura; Myobatrachidae
Gene: MYOM3
Product: myomesin 3
Exons: 37
Coding region: 215-4495 (1426 amino acids)
Molecular function (GO): protein binding
Source: RefSeq, a predicted model, not a curated record